AUGGACGCUACAGAUGCGAUGUUCCACUUGGAUGCAGUAGCACAUUCUGUGCCAGAACCUGUAUUCCCGCCUGAAAAUCUAAACUCUCACGUCUCUGGUAUUCUUCGUGCCACACGACCUUUCCUUGAUACCGACCAUGACUGGAUACUCCCCAAUAUCGAGGACCUCCAACAACAGGUCUCGGUAUACGACACCUUGCUAGACCGCAUCGAUGCAAUCAGAUCAAAGUGCCCAUUCGCCGUCUUCCCAGGGACGUUCUUCGAUCCGUGUUUCACUGAGAUGCAAAUCUCGCAGUGGCAGAACGCUAACAAACCUAAGCCGUCAUGGUGGCACGAGGAAGAUCGCGUGGUGCUGGUUUUUUCACAGGUUCCGUGGGUGCUCUGUCAUGUAUGCGGUGCUUGGAGAGAUAUAGUUAUAUCCUAUCCCCAGCUCUGGUCACAUAUAGCGCUUAACUUUACUGUCCCCUCCCCGUUCAAGGUGCCUGCCCUGGCGAGCACCGUCGUUUCCUAUCCUCUUGAAAUAAUGUUCAAACUCGAUUACAACAGCGAUGAAGAUAUGGCCGUUCAAGCUCUUUCCGUGAUUGUCAAAGAGUCAUAUCGGUGGAGGACCUUGCGGCUAUGUACAUCUCUGAAGGUGUUGGAGCGGUUGAAUGUGGUUCGCGGAAAGAUUCCUUGUCUGGAGUCUUGCACUUUGACCGCUUUGGAUAUGCCAGAAACCGGCAGACUGGGAGCAGGCGUGCCUGAAGGUACUCGAUUCAUCUUCGCUGAAGCCCCUCGUCUUCAAAAGGUGACUUUAUGCGGUACCCGCGGUCUCAGGGAUUUCAUAUUUCCUCCCCGUAUCACUCAUCUUGCGGCAUAUGCGAGGAAUAUCUCUAACCUUGGAAUUUAUCUGUCUCUCGUAGAAUGCCAUCUCAUGGUACAUCGAACAGACGAUCAGGAUAUCUCCCCCCCCCCCCUUCACAUUUCCCUUCCCAAUGUCCGGUGCCUUUUUGUGACAUCACUGCGAGUACUAGCACACCUGUGCCUACCUUCCUUAAAUAAUCUCACAGUCCAUCGUAUCAACUCAGACCCUACCAGCGAUGCAAACCCCCGCGAUGUUCAGAUCGUGAACGAUUUCAUCCGACGUUCGCGGUGCUCCCUUUCCAGAUUAGUCUUCCGUUCUUCGAACACCGAUGAUCAAAUCUUUAUCCGAGAGUCAUUCUUAUUCAUGGACACUCUAGUGUUCUUGGAAAUUUUUUUCCUUCAGGGCAUUCAAGAUACCUUCAAUGCCCUUGCUCCCGUCGGAUUUCUCCCAAAUUUGCAGCAUCUAAGGCUAUAUUGUUUCGAUAUACCUUCAUCGCAAGAAUCCCUCAUUGCAAUGGUAUCAUCGCACAGCCAGAAUCUUCGUUCGAUCAAAAUUUAUUGUUCCAAGCCUGAGGAUGCGGAGAGCUUCAAUCGACAUAUCGCACGGCUGCAGCAACCCGGACAACACUUUAUUGCUACACAAAAAAGACUAGACCAAAACCCUUUUGGAACGCAGUCGCAUUUCGGCAUUUUCAGUCAACCCGAUUUAUAUGUUCCGGUUGACAAGUGA
This is a messenger RNA of Desarmillaria tabescens, 1572 nucleotides long. RefSeq lists its product as uncharacterized. Bases 1 to 1572 code for a protein of 523 amino acids. The record is from RefSeq and is a predicted model, not a curated record. NCBI's taxonomy places the organism in Eukaryota, Fungi, Basidiomycota, Agaricomycetes, Agaricales, Physalacriaceae. The transcript is spliced from 3 exons.